AUGGAAGGUAGAAUUUUUGUUGAUACGCAAUCUGCAAUAAAUAAAUGCAUUCGAUUCAAAAGAAAUUAGCUCUCUAAUUUUCUCUCUCUCAUGAAAAUUUUAUUUAUAGGGUUUGAUUUUAUCUCGAAAAUGUCUGCACAGCACAGCAGUUGAACUUCUAUUAGCAUAGGGCUAGGGCACUGCUCCGAGUUUGAUACUGAUCAGGGUUGCAAUUAUUUAUUUGGAAUGGUCGACAUUUGGAUCAGAAAUGCUCUGACGUUACCAUUUGGCUCAGAGCCUUUAGUUACCUUACGCACUUUAAUUAAUCAUAAUAAAUACGCAAUCUGCAAAUGACAUGCUAAAUAGCGACUCAGCAUACAUUAUUGAUUCAACUCUCCUAAAUAAUGAAGACUCAAGACGCAAAUUUAUCCAAUGCCGAAUAAGAGGUGCUAAAUAUUUUAACAUUACAGAAAUCAGAGAUACAACUGCUUCAAUAUCAUUAGCUUGGCCUACAGCAGCUCAAUUUGCUGAAGCAAUGGUAAAAAUUGAGAUCCCGAAUAAUGGGAAAAGUGUCAUUGUUUAUGAUCAAACCGGAAUUGGAACUGCUUCCAGAGCAUGGGUAAUGCUAAAAUAUUUUGGCUAUCCAAAUGUUUUCAUUCUUGACGGCGGACUUCCUAAAUGGCUAUCAGAAAGAAGACCCACUGAUACUGGAGAAUAUCUAAUAACCCACUCACUGCCAGUAAACCCAUUUCACUAUAUAACCUCUGAACAUCACGAAAUGAGAGCCCUCAUAAACACCGUUGAACAAGUUGUAAAUCAGCUAAAAAACGGAGAUUUAAGCACUACCAUUUGGGACGCUCGACCUCCUAAUACAUUCCAAAAUGGCAGCGUCCCUGGCGCAAUAAAUUUCUCAGCCUCAAAUUUUUUUAACGACGAUAAAACAGUCAAAUCCCAAGAUGAAGUCCGUUCCCUUCAUUCCCAAAAUGGCUUGUCCAAUGGAGUUAUAACUUCCUGUUUUAAAGGAAAUUUCGCUUCAUUAGCAUAUGUAUUGCAAAAAUACGCGGGAAAUGAUAACGUUCGGGUCUAUACAGGGUCAUACGAAGAGUGGAAAAAGCUUAAAGGUUAA
Blepharisma stoltei is the source of this 1105-nucleotide messenger RNA. The record is from the annotation of a GenBank genome assembly. NCBI's taxonomy places the organism in Eukaryota, Ciliophora, Heterotrichea, Heterotrichida, Blepharismidae.